CAUACGUCCAACUCGUGUUUUGAAACUUUGGCCAUGUUUAGCAUGAGAAUGUAACUCUUUAACAGUGUAAAUAAGUCAGAAUGCAUGAAAUAGCGUUAGACCCCCCCUUUAAAAUCAAGAGUUGUAUUUGUUAACAUUAGUUAAUGCACUGUGAACUAACAUGGACAACCAAUGAAAUGCUGUAUUUUUAUUACCUAACAUUGAAAAAGAUUAACAAAUACAGUAACAAAUUAAUUGCUCAUUGUAAGUUCAUGUUGGUUAAUACAUUGACUAAUGUUAACAAAUAAACCUUAUUGUAAAGUGUUACCUAAUUUUCUCUUAAAAAUCUUACCUUCUGUUUUUUGUUUUUGGUUGUUUUUUUCCUUACCUACAGAUGCUGUUGAGUGCAUGUUGUGUCCAGAUGAGUUCUGGUCCAAUCCAGAUAGGAAUCAAUGUGUCCCCAAAGAAGUAGAGUUUCUGUCUUAUGAGGAUCCUCUGGGUAUCUCUCUGACCACUGCAUCUCUGCUUGGCACCUGCUUCUGUGCUCUUGUGAUGAUUGUCUUUGCUUAUCACCAUAACACUCCCAUAGUACGAGCCAACAAUUCAGAGCUCAGCUUUCUGCUUCUGGUGUCACUCAAACUGUGUUUCCUGUGUGUGCUACUGUUCAUUGGUCAGCCACAGUUGUGGACGUGUCAGUUAAGACAUGCUGUGUUUGGCAUAAGCUUUGUCCUGUGUAUCUCCUGCAUCCUGGUUAAGACUAUAGUGGUAAUAGCUGUGUUUAAGUCAUCUCGACCAGAGGGCAAAGGAGCAAUGAAAUGGUUUGGAGCAGUUCAACAAAGAUGCACAGUUCUGGUCUUAACUGCCCUUCAAGUUGUGAUAUGUGCAGUCUGGCUCUCUACUGCCUCUCCAACACCCCAUAAAAACAACCAGUAUAUCCGCUCUAAAAUAGUAUAUGAAUGUGCUAUUGGCUCAGUGGCUGGUUUUUCUAUGCUGCUAGGAUACAUUGGACUGUUGGCAGUAGUAAGCUUCCUUUUAGCCUUCCUGGCGAGAAAUCUUCCAGAUAAUUUUAAUGAAGCAAAGUUCAUCACUUUCAGCAUGCUAAUCUUCUGUGCUGUAUGGAUUGCAUUUGUUCCAACAUAUGUGAGCUCACCAGGAAAAUAUGCAGUGGCUGUGGAGAGUUUUGCCAUUCUGUCUUCAAGUUUUGGAUUACUGGUGGCCAUAUUUGCCCCAAAGUGCUACAUCAUUCUUCUACAUCCAGAGAGAAACACUAAAAAAGCAAUAAUGGGAAGAGAAACACAAAAGAAAUAGUUUUAUAUUAUUUAGCUCCACCAUUUACAGACACAUUUGUGACAGAAUGAACGAAAAAUCAAUAUUAUUUGUUGUACUAUAUAUUUAGUAUUUAUUUUACUAUACAUUUAGUUUACUUCACAAACUGUAUAUUCUAACUCCUAACCCUAAACCUUCUCUUAAACCUACCCAUCACAGAAAACUUUCUGCAUUUUUAUAUUUAAAAAAAAAAAAAGAAAUCACUCUGUAUGAUUUGUAAGCUGUUUUCCUCAUGGGGAACAAAAAAUACACCCACAAGGAUUUCGGAU
Ctenopharyngodon idella (grass carp) is the source of this 1574-nucleotide messenger RNA. RefSeq names its product extracellular calcium-sensing receptor-like. Gene Ontology annotation, cellular component: membrane. Gene Ontology annotation, molecular function: G protein-coupled receptor activity. The transcript has a single exon. Gene Ontology annotation, biological process: G protein-coupled receptor signaling pathway. Lineage: Eukaryota; Metazoa; Chordata; Actinopteri; Cypriniformes; Xenocyprididae. The coding region runs from base 274 to 1287 and encodes 337 amino acids. The record is from RefSeq and is a predicted model, not a curated record.